AAGUGUCGGAAAACAUCAGGGAGGGCUAGAGAAAGAAAGCAGCGACAGGCAAAUGUCACAAUUCACCUUUUAAUGGCGCAAAUUGACUUUUAAAAACUAAAAGCGUCGUUUUUCUUCGAGUGUUGACAAGAGACCAGUGGUGUCGUUUUUUUUUUUUUUCCAUGCGAGGAGCGCAAAUCUCGGGGAGAAGCCACAGGUCUUUCGUUUGGACCCGUCUUUUCGCUGUUUUGGUUUAUUUAAUUUUUUUGUUUGUGUACAAAGUGGACCGAAUGAGCCCGUCAGCUUCGAGGACGGAAGUGAGCUGCGCGGGCAUCCUUGCCGAGGAGAGGCGCUGUCCUCGGUCCUGAAGACCCACAGGGGACCCCAAACUCCUGACCUUGUUACGUGUGGAAGUUCUACUGCUCAAAAGUCAACUUUCGGGUACAGCUACUGAACAAGCUGAAUAUGCAAACUCCAAAGAGAGUUCAUCUACAAACUUUGCUGCUUUUGGUCUAUUUGGGCUGAAUAGUUGCCAUGGUGAGCAGCUUCCGGCCUGCGGGUCAUACGAUUAACACCAUCAAAUUCGAGGAUAGUACACCCUACAUUUCUACACUAACUUUACUGUGCCAAGUUUUUUGCGGCGAUGAUAAUCACACACUCAUUUCCGAUUCCAGUGCACUUAAGCAAGCCAGUAUGUGUGGAGGCACCCUCAGAGACCAAUGCGGUUCUGGGAAAGAUGAUGAAGUUGACUUGCAUCUCAUGUUUGAAACGUGAGGAAGUGAAAGCCAAGACCUAUGUAAACUGGUACUACAUGACCAAGGUGGAACAAGGUGUUACUCCAGACAAAACCCUUAUAUACAAGUAUGAAGAUGAUUUUCCUAUGGAGUUGAAUGGACCUUUCAAGGGCCGCCUGGUGUGGAAUGGCAGCCAGGACCUUCAAGAUCUUUCCAUCAGCAUUGUGAACGUCACCUACAACGACAGCGGCGUUUACGAAUGCCACGUGCUUCGCGUGUUCGAGUUCGACUCCUUCACUCCGUCAGCUUUUAUCAUGAGGAACCUCACAUUGAAGGUGAUCGAGGAAGCCAGCCCAGACGCCACAGCCCUUUACUCAGAGAUCAUGAUGUACUUGCUUCUGGUCUUCUUGACCUUCUGGCUGCUGGUGGAGAUGGUGUACUGCUACCGCAAGAUCUCAAAGUCUGACGAGUUGGUGCAGGACAUUGGUGUGACUUGUCCCUGUGCUUGCCCAUUGAUUUCACCUGUUGUGCCUGCUCCUGUUGUAUCCUCCAACUGCAUCCUCCUGUGUCACCCGCCUGUUCCUCAUUGACUCGUUACCCCGUGUCUGCGUGUGUAUACUAGUACAGCAUAUAAGCUCCCCAUUUUUGUUGAGUCUUGUCGUGACAUUGUCAAUGUCCAUGUGCACGUCAGGAUCUGUUCUCGUCAGUUUUCUAUGUCCAAGCCCUCGUGUUUUUUUGUACCUAGCCUUUUGUCAGUCACCUGAGUUUUGUUUGCGUCUGUGUUAUUUUUUGGCUCUCCACAGUAUUGGUUGUACUUUGUUUUUUGUUUGCCUUAAUUAAAUCAUUUUUGCACUGCCAGUCUGCUUCACCUCUCUUUUCCUGUAAUUGGGUCCACACCACCUCCCUACCCGCGUUAUUUGACACAAUUUAUCUAUAAGGUGACCUUAUCAUGCCUUUGACAGUUUAUCUAUUAUUGAUGAGUAUGUAGCAGAAAAUAAGCGAAGUGACUGCUUAUUAUUCAAAAAUGUUGAACCCCAAAUGUCCUCAUAUUGUACAUAUAGAAACAUGCUUUACAUGCAUACAUACAUACCUACAUAUAGUACAUGCUUUUAUUUUGACAUCGGCGCUAUAAAUCCAAAAAAUUGUGAUUUGGAUGAUUGAGUACAUGCACUACAGCACUUCGCCCCCUCUCAAAACGGCGCCGUAAAUAGCAGCUAAUGAGUUGGAAAAAGUGACCCCAAAAUGCCCCAAAAUCAACAGGAAAUGCCCCGGAAUCAACAAGAAGCGACCAAUGAACAGGUAGCUGCCUGGACAUGCCCCCCAAAAAUAGGAAAUGACCCAAAAUUUACAGGAAGUGAACCCAAAGGAAAAGAAGACCCUUAAUUACCCUAAGAUUACAAGGAAGUGACGCAAAACUAACUCAUUGCCUGCCAUCGACAAAAAUAGAUGUCCAAUUCACUUGAACUGGGAGAACUGGCUGUGGAUGCUUAUCUUUCAGCGCCAUUGACAGCACUGUUUAUUCAAUGAACGUCUUGCGCCGUCAAUGCCAGCCAGUGAGUUCACUUAUUUCAUAGACUUCAUAAUGAUAGACGGGAAUUGGGGUGCGGAGCCGAUUAAUCCGGGAUCUCCAUCAAAGCUGACAGAGUGGAAACGCAUACAAAGAGCUUUUUACGUUGAAAAUUCUUGUGAAUAAAUGCUUAAAUCCCUGAAUUCUUUAUAAAU
This is a messenger RNA of Corythoichthys intestinalis (scribbled pipefish), 2435 nucleotides long. RefSeq names its product sodium channel, voltage-gated, type III, beta (gene scn3b). Gene Ontology annotation, molecular function: sodium channel inhibitor activity; transmembrane transporter binding. The transcript has 6 exons. Gene Ontology annotation, biological process: regulation of sodium ion transmembrane transporter activity; regulation of heart rate by cardiac conduction; ventricular cardiac muscle cell action potential. Gene Ontology annotation, cellular component: voltage-gated sodium channel complex. The coding region runs from base 623 to 1303 and encodes 226 amino acids. The record is from RefSeq and is a predicted model, not a curated record. Lineage: Eukaryota; Metazoa; Chordata; Actinopteri; Syngnathiformes; Syngnathidae.